Molecule: messenger RNA, 5194 nt
Organism: Gossypium arboreum
Lineage: Eukaryota; Viridiplantae; Streptophyta; Magnoliopsida; Malvales; Malvaceae
Exons: 13
Coding region: 701-4894 (1397 amino acids)
Source: RefSeq, a predicted model, not a curated record
AUUCAUUUUACCAUUUAAGACCAAUCCUAUUUAAGUUAGAAAUAGUAUUUAGAUAUUUUUUUAAUAAUAACAACUUCAUCAUUCCAACUUAAUUAAAAUUAGUUGAAUUCCUUUCUUUUAACUAUUUGUUGGUAAAAUAAAUUAUAUAAUUCUUAAAAAGUUAUCCCUUUAAGAAAAAUGAAUUGAAUUUGAAGACUGAUAUUUAUAAAAGGGGAGAAAAUAUAGAAACAGUAGAGGGAGGUUUUGCCCACAUUUUAAGUGAGAAAAUCUAGUUCAGGAAAAAAAAAAAAAGAAAAAGGAAAAAAGAACGAAGAGAGAAAAUAGAGAGAGAGGGGACAGACAGAUUAACGGAGAGGAUUUUUGAAGUAGAAAUUGGGAAAUUGAGAUUGAAAUUGGAAUUGAAAACCUUCCUCAGCGGCUAAAGAGGGAGGGAUAGGGGGGAAUUCAUAGAGAUAAAAGAAAGAAAUUAGUUUAAUGUUCAAUUUGCCUUUCGAUCGUUUCUUCGGCGAUAUCGGCGGCGAUAGCAGCUGCUAUUGUGGUGAGGCUGAAGGAGCGGCCUAUUGAGGAGUAUUACAAUGCGAUCGAGAUAAUCUAUGAACCAGAGGUCACAUGUUUCAGAUGAGAUGGAUCAGAGUAUUCAGAAGAAUACGGUGAGAACAGGGUGCCACCAGAAACUAUAAAAAGAUUAAUUAGCCAGUACAUGAGUCAAAAGGUUUGUGCAAAAGCAGAAUCUGGAACCUGCAACGUGUGCUUUGCUCCUUGUUCAUCUUGUAUGCAUCUUAGUAUAGCUCAGAUGGGAUCAAAGAGUGAUGAGUUUCCUGAUGAAACUGAUCAUGUUGCUGUUAGAAGUCAGUAUUCUAUCAAUGAGGAUAAAACAGGUGACAGCUUAUACCACAGGCCCAGUGAAGCAAGUAAUUUACUGAGUGUCAAUUCAAGUCAUGAUUCUUACUCUGAAAGUAUAGAAAGUAAAGCAACUGCAAGACCAUCUGAUGUAGCUAAUGUGAUGGUAGAUGCUGGGAUUGAUAGAACCUUCUCAAACAAGUCUGAUGGUUCCAAAGGUGUUGAAAGCCAUGUUGAUAGUAUUUCAUGUCCUGGAAGAGCCAGUGAUGCAAAUAUAGCUUUUAGUUAUUCCAACAAGGAUUUAGACAGUAAGAAUUCAUCACGUAGUGCAACAUCAGUUUGUAGUUUAGGAUCCGGAAAGGCGCCCACAUCUGAGAAGCUAGAAUUGUCAGAACCUGCUUCUGUAAAAGAAGGCAGUAGUUCGCCUAGAAUCCAAACUCCAUAUUCACAUUCUGGAAGCAGCAAGAGUGCUGUUGGAGGCAGUUCUGAGAUUUCUCCCAAAAUCCAUCCGAAGUUAGAAGCAGAUAUUGACGACAAUGGCAGGGACCCACUGGAUGAAACUGGUAAAAAUUUGAAGGAAGAUGAGAUAGAUGAGUUGAAUGAGUUUGUUAAGUUACCUGACAAGCAGGAGUCUCCUUCGCAGACAGCUUCUGUGGAUGAGAGUUAUGAAUCUGAUGCCUCAGAACAUGAUGUUAAAGUAUGCGAUAUCUGUGGGGAUGCAGGACGAGAAGAUUUGCUUGCUAUAUGUAGCAAGUGCACCGAUGGUGCAGAGCACACUUACUGUAUGCGAGAAAUGCUUCAAAAAGUUCCUGAAGGUGAUUGGCUCUGUGAAGAAUGCAAGCUGGGUGAGGAAACUGAAAGCCAAAAGCAAGGUUUGGAUGCUGAAGGGAAAAAGGCAAUUAAACUUAGCUCUAGUACACGUAGCUUAGGUAAGAGACAUGCUGAAAAUCUAGAGGGUGCUUCGGCUCCAAAAAGGCAGGCUAUUCAAACAAAUAUGGGAUCACCAAAAUCAUUGAGCCCCAGCAGACUAUCUGCUUUCUCUCGAGAGGGUUCAUUUAAGAACUUAGACAAGGGUAAAGUAAGGCCAUCUCCGCAAAUUUCUCUUGGCAACCAUUCUGGUAAUGGUAUGCCAGAAGCUGUACGCACUCCCACUUCUGGUCCACGGCUGCAAACAUCUAAGGGGAGCUUAUUGAAAUGCAGUUCAUUCAAUACCUUAAAUUCCAAACCCAAAUUGAAGCUUGUAGAUGAAGUUGUUAUUCAGAAACGGAAAGGUACUAGAGAACAUGCAUCAUUUGAUAGCAAGGAGGAACCUGCUAGAAUCAUGGGCAAAUCAAUGUCAUUUAAAUCUGGGAACUCUGGACGGUUAAAUUCUGGGGAAUCAAAAGUUAAAACAUUAUCAUCUAAAUAUCCUCAUGUUCAAGAUCUAAAGGGAUUAAAGCAAGUUAAAGAGCAGAUAUCAUCAGAAAGGAAAAUUUUCUCAAAAUUAAACCACUCUAGUUCUAAUGUCUCCACACCUAAGGUUGAUCAGAAACUGACACCUCGUGCUGAUGCAAUUUCUCAUUCAUCUGCAAUCAACCACCGAGAAACCAAGGUUGUUCCGUCUGAAGGAAGACCAAAUACUUUAUCAAGAUCAACCAGCAAUCUAGCUCGUAAAGGUGUAGACAAUGCAGUUUCUUCUGCUGUUUCAUCCACCAAUGGGCGCAAUUCUUCGGAACAGAAGGUAAACCCUGUAAGCCUGAAGGAGGAACCCUCAUCAAGUUCUUCACGGGCAUCUGAGAGGCAACCUAGUAACAAUAAUGGAGUCGUGUCAGAUGGCCUAUCUCAGUCAGUAGAUUCAAUAAAUCAGAGUGAGAAAUCAAGGGAGAGUAGUGUUAGUCGAUCCUCUAAAAGAGUUCCAUGUCUAACAUGCAAAGGAAUGGGUCAUACAGCUGAAUAUUGCUCAGUCUGUCAGGCAUCUGGUGCUGAUCAGUCUGCUCCUAGAACUUCUAGAGAAGAGAUAAAUAAAGGCAAUAAGUUGAAAGCUGCAAUUGAGGCAGCUAUGCGUCUGAAGCCUGGAAUAUGUGAAAGAACUUCUCAAGAUCCAUCAUCUGUUUGUGAUAAGGCAAAGAAUGUGAUUUCUGUUGAAAGUACAGAUGAAGGGAAAGCAAAUAUUUGUAAUCAGGCUUCCACUGCUAAUAUCAAGCUGCUUAAUUCACACUCCACUGAUGCUGUCUCUGUAGUUUCUUCUGUUGGCAAUCUUUCAGUGGGAGAUAACUAUGUCCCUCCUCUAGCCACGGUAUCUGCUGUCCCAAAGUUGUCAGCCAUCCCAGAACAUGAAUAUGUCUGGCAAGGGGCUUUUGAUGUGAAUAAACUUGGCAAACCUCCUGAGCUUUGUGGUGGAAUUCAAGCCCAUAUCUCGACCCUUGCAUCACCCAAAGUGCUUGAGGUUGUCAAUUCUUUUCCCCACAAAGUUUCCUUGUACGAAGUACCUCGCUUGAGCACAUGGCCAGCACAGUUUCAUGAUAGUAGUCCUAAGGAAGAUAAUAUUGCUUUGUACUUCUUUGCCAAGGACCUUGAAAGUUAUCAGAACAACUACAAGGUGCUUUUGGAUACCAUGGUCAAGAAUGAUCUUGCCCUCAAAGGAAAUUUUGAAGGUGUUGAGCUUUUGAUAUUCCCAUCCAACCACCUUCCUGAACAUUGCCAGCGGUGGAAUAACUUAUUAUUCCUCUGGGGUGUUUUCAAGGCAAGAAAGGCAAACUGUUCAAAUUCCUCAAAGAGCGUGUGCAAUCCUGAUGCAAGUAUGGUAUGUUUGGAGAAACAGAGAUCUAGUGAUAUUGCUCAGCUGGUAGAUAAUGAAUCGGUCGCAUGUGAUAGUUUCGGCAAUGUAGUUCCAGUAACCACUUCUGUUGAAAAGACAUGUAUCUCAACAGAUAGAGUUGGUGAUACUAAGGUUGCUUCUUUUGAGCAGACAUUUGGGGGAAUAAAAGAAAAAUUGGAGGAGCAAGAUGUCAAAGUUGACACCAAAUUCUUGUCUAGAAUUGCAACAAGCAGCACACAUGUGCAGCCAAAAAUGAAAUGCACUACUACUCUGGAAGAGAGCAAAUUUCCAGAUUCUCAAUCUGACACCGAGCUUAAACCUUGCUUUCUAGUUACUGAAACCAAUAAUGGUUCUUUCAAAGUUGAGAAAGAGGAAAUGCAUAUCGAAGAAGCUAAACCAUCUUUAAAUAAUUGCCCUACUGGAAAACAAGAGGCAGUUGUUGAGGAGAAGAUAGGUGGAGAUCCUGUUAAAAUUAGGGAUUCAAAGGAUGAUGUGUGUGCUGAUGGAAAAACUUCAAUUAGAGAUCUUAACUCGUUGCAAUUGAAUCAUCCCAAAACCCCAUUCUUGGAUCUUACAAAACCAGUUCCCGAAGUUUCUACUGAUACAAGUCAAAAACUGCCGUGGGCUGAGGUGAAGAGAGUCUCUGUAGAUAGAGGAUGUGAUAAUAAAAAGCUGAAGACGGGUUUCAGUGGGAUAUGCCAGUAUACCAGUGCUAGAGAUCAAGUUCCUUUUAGAGAUGAUGGUUUAGCAUCAGAUAGACGUUAUCCGGGUUCUGGCUCUUUGGUUGAAGAGAAGAGGUGUGACAUUGCUUGUGAAGAAAAGAUAAUCCCCGAGGACAUGGGAAGUAGUGAAAGGUUUUUCUUUCCUGUAGAAUCACGUGGUCCAGGGGAAUUUCGGUUAGGGGACAAUUCCAAACCAUGGAAGGAGCUUUCCUUAAAGGACGAGGACCGAGUUCAUGACACCUCUCCUAAUCUUGAACUUGCUUUGGGAGCUGAGACGAGACCACCAAACAAAGGAAUCCUGCCUUUCUUUGUAGGAGCAAUGGAAAAAAAUGACAAUCGGAACACACCUCAAGAUAAGGUAACCAAAAAGCAAGAGGAAGACGAUGUAUCUGCCUCCCUUUCCCUUUCCCUUUCUUUCCCUUUUCCAGAGAUGGAGCAGAAUGUAAAACCUGUUCCUAAACCAGAGCAGCAGUUGCCUGAAAGACAUCCUGUGAAUACAUCGCUGCUACUAUUCCGGGGCUUCCCCGAAAAAUAAGGCUUCUGAUGAGGAGGAUCCUAGGUUGUUAAUGCCAUUACAGUUUCCUACUACAUGAAUGUGGUAAUAAUGUAUACUACUAUGGCCUUGCAUUGGGGUUUGUAGGAAAAUCCACAUUCCCAUCUGUUCAUAACCCAUACAGAACUUAGCAAUUAACUUCUCAUUUGUUUUUUUUUUUUUGUUUUUUUUUUUCGAGUGCAUAGACAUAGUCGCGACUGUUUGUAUAUAAAGAGAAUGAAAGCCGGCUUACUUAGGAAUAUCGACAAGAAAUUUGCAAACCGAUGCUUUUAUCUGUUGAAA